AUGGUGGUGUUGUAUCUCACCACGGCUGCUCUGCACCCUCAGGAGUUCUCACUGGUCAUCUAUGGACUUUUAUACUUCCUCUGCAUUCCUAGUGGCUAUCUGCUGUUAGCUAUUUACUCCAUAGUCAACAUGAACAAUGUGUCGUGGGGUACACGUGAAACUGGUGGCCAGGCUAAGACUGCAGCAGUCGGUGCCAUCAAGAAGCACAUCUUGCAGGCCGGGUGUUGUAAGUGUCUAUGUUUGGGAUCUCGUGAAGAUGCGAAUGAGGAGAUACCAAAACCUGAAACCACAACAGGGACUGAAAAGGUGCAGGUUCAAGUUCCUUUGGAAACAAAAAGGUCACGCAAUGGCUCACUUUCAGAUUGUGCUUGGAUUGAACAUCUAAAGGAGUCUUACGACUUUCACAAGUCAACUCUAACUAAGGAUGAAAACGAUUUCUGGAAAGAUCUGCAGAAAAAGUAUCUAGAGCCUCUUAAAGAAAGCAAAGAGCAACAAGAUACAAUUGCAAAUGAUCUGAGAGAACUGAGAAAUAAGGUGGCAUUUGUUUUUUUCUUCUGCAAUGCGCUUUGGUUAGUGGCAACAUUCUUCCUUCAAGCCAUUGGUGACUAUAUCUCCAUAAAGAUCCCAAAGGUCUAUCCCAAUGGGACUCAUUCCACAACAGAAACGUUUUCUCUUGAUCCAAUUGCGCUGAUGUUUCUACUGAGCUUUGCGUUAUUGCUGAUAAUGCAAUUUUUUGCGAUGCUUUACCACAGAAUAUACACAUUAAUCCAUUUUGUGGCGUAUGUGGAUACAGAAAUCAAAGAUUUAAGAAAAUAUUCAAUUCCGAACGUAGACUCCAGCAUCCAGCAUGAGAACAAAGAGCCAGACACAAGCUUGUUUUUUCACAACCCAUCUACUCCAAGAGGAUCUGUAACUUUGGUAUAAGCUCUUGCGUCAGAAAUAAUUCUCAAUUCACAAUUAUGGCUGACUGUUAUAUAGCUAGCAAUACACAUUUUAUAGAAUGUUUGUAAUACUUAUUGAAGUGAAUAACCUAAAAAUAUUUUGAGGAAUAAAAAAUAUGAUUCUGACUUCAUAUAGCUACUUCUAAAACCUGUUUUUUUUAAGUGCGUCUUAUAUUUUGUCCUUUGAAUGAUUUGAUAUGCCAUCUACAGAGGAAAAAUAAUAUUUUGUACAAAUCCAGUUGAUCUUUAUCUUGGAGCAUUAAAGGUGGUAAGGAGCAACAAAGUAAAAAAAACGUUGACUUUUGGGUUUAGAUGGCACUCCUCCAAUCUAUUUUUUAUUGAAUACAAGUGCUGCUUUACAGUCAUUGCCUCGUGAUCUUGUUUGAACCUAUUUUUGUUUUUCUGGAAUGUUUAAACAAAAGGAGGCAUGCUCGGUUCCUCAAAGGAAACAUGCAUGCAAUGUCUAGUGCCAAGGUCAAGGAAUGUAAGCAAUUUUGAAAAGCUUCUAUUUAAGUCUAAUUGUUUUUGAAAUAUUAGUAACCUUUUUGAGUUGUUUUUCAGAUACCUGUUUUAUAUUUUUUGUAAAUAAAACUAUGGUAUUUCCUGUUGCAUGAUGAGGUACGAAGAACUAAAUGUUGCUGGCUGAAGUUUGAUGCGUGCAAGAGUAGGUUGGGAACCGGUUCCGCUGUCUAUUCUGGAGCUAUAAUAACAGUAAUUUUCACAUUUUUGUAAUUUUGUUUUUCAUGAAAACAAACAAAAACAAAAACUGGAACAAAAUGUCAAACAGGAUUAUGUUCUUAUAUAGGAUUAUUUGAAACCCAGUUCAAUUUAUUCAAAUAUUUAAAAUAGGCCUAAAUAACCACAUCAGGUUAUUUGUAGUUCAAAGUAGAGAAUGAUAAAAUAAAUGUUAAGAGUCAAUGUCAAAAUGUUCACACAUGGAUAUAAUAUACAUAAUAAUAAUUGAUUGCAAAUGUGUAAUUGAAAUAUUCCUUUGCUACUUUUUUCAGAAUAUAGUACGGGCAUCAAGACAAUGAUGUUUAACCUAUAGUUGUAUCAAAGUUAAUGAGAAAAUCUUUUAUCUCUCUUGAUUUUUACUUUUUACUGUACCCAGAGUGUCAACUAACUUGGGGAAAACUGCUUUUUCUUAUUAUGCACCCUGGUCAUGGAAUAAUUUGUAAAAAAGAUUUACAGUUAGCUGAUAUCUAUGAAUUAAUUCAAGAAGAUUUUAAGGAAUGUGGUAAAGCAGACAUGUGAUUGUUUCCUUUAGAAACAUUUGUGUGUGAUUAAGUGUUGCUGUUUAACUUAUAUUUUAAUUGUUUGUAAUCUCAAUGGGACUUCCUGGAAAAAUAAAGGUAAAAUAA
This is a messenger RNA of Triplophysa rosa, 2302 nucleotides long. RefSeq names its product chitin synthase chs-1-like. Gene Ontology annotation, molecular function: chitin synthase activity. Gene Ontology annotation, cellular component: cell periphery; cell septum. The record is from RefSeq and is a predicted model, not a curated record. NCBI's taxonomy places the organism in Eukaryota, Metazoa, Chordata, Actinopteri, Cypriniformes, Nemacheilidae. The transcript is spliced from 7 exons. The coding region runs from base 1 to 924 and encodes 307 amino acids.